AUGGUCUACUUGAUCUGCCUGCAGUUGGGGCUCGUGCUGCAUUUGGGGCCACGUGGGGGCCGGGGCCUCUCCAUUUCCAUGGGAACAGUCUUCCGGGGCAUCCAAUCCCCUGAUGCGGGAAACAGGACUCUGGAGCUCCUCCCCGCUGAGUCUGGCAGCCGGAACUUUGGCUCUGUGCCACGGGCUCCAUCUUGGGGUUCUUUCCUCUCCAGCGGCAGGAGCUUCUGGCAACGUCUCGUGGAGGUGCUCAUUGGGUCGCGGCAUCACCGGAGGGCUUCCCAGUCCAGCCUCUCUGCCCAGCCCCUGCCCUGGCCUGUCUGGCAAAAGGAGCUCUCGUCUCAGGUGCUGGACCCCCGUCUCCAGCAGGUCUUCCGAAACUACCAGGCCAUGAACAAGUACCACGUGCCCCCAGAUGUUGGGAUGCGCCAAGGAGUCCCACGCUUGACUGGGAUGGAGCUCUUGUGCCACCUCAAAGCCCGUGUGGAUGUGAGGACCCUGGUGGAGGAUGAGGGCCCCUUUGCGGCCCCUGAGUGGACUGGAGUGCUGCCCCAGAGGAGCCUGGCCGAGGACAUGGGGCCUCUGGAGAGGUGUGCGGUAGUGAGUUCCGCCGGCUCCAUGUUGGGAUCUGGACUGGGCAAGGAGAUUGACUCCCAUGAUGCUGUUCUUCGCUUCAAUGGAGCGCCGACCAUGGGCUACGAACGUGACGUGGGCACAAAAACCAGCCUCCGCCUUGUGAACUCCCAGCUGAUGGCCUCCCCUGAGCAGCAUUUUCUGGAUGGCCUCCUCUACACCCAGGGAGUCUUAGUGGCUUGGGACCCAGCUCCUUACCCAGGAGACCUGCAGGAGUGGUACGAGGCCCCCGAUUACCCCCUCUUUGGCCCAUUCCGCACCGUGCGCUCCCGCAGACCUUGGCAGCUCUUUCACCUCUUGCACCCACGGUUGCAGUGGCAGCUCUGGGAACUGGUGCAGGAAGGAGCAAGCGAACAGGUGCAGAGGAAUCCUCCUUCCUCGGGGCUGCUUGGGACGGUGCUCAUGAUGUCCCUUUGUGACAUCAUCCACCUAUACGAGUUCCUGCCAUCGCGACGCCAGACUCACCAAUGCCACUAUUACCAGACCUUCUCGGACGACGCCUGCACACUUGGUGCCUAUCACCCAUUGCUUUUUGAGAAGGAACUGGUGCGGCGCAUGAACCAGGGCUCCCAGGAAGACCUAGCACAACGUGGUCGUGUGACACUGCCUGGGUUCCGUGCCCUGAACUGUACGGAGGGUGAGUAA
This is a messenger RNA of Gekko japonicus, 1275 nucleotides long. RefSeq names its product beta-galactoside alpha-2,6-sialyltransferase 1-like. Gene Ontology annotation, molecular function: sialyltransferase activity. The coding region runs from base 1 to 1275 and encodes 424 amino acids. The transcript has 5 exons. Lineage: Eukaryota; Metazoa; Chordata; Lepidosauria; Squamata; Gekkonidae. The record is from RefSeq and is a predicted model, not a curated record.